AUGUGGUUGUAUCUUCAAAAGAAGAGCAACCCCAAGUUGAAGGUACUCCUAUCGAUCGGUGGCUGGACCUACUCUGCCCACUUCGCUCAGCCUGCGUCCACCCCCGAAGGUCGGGCCAAAUUCGCGAGCAGCGCCAUUCAGAUCUUACAGGAUGUUGGUUUCGAUGGCCUCGACAUCGAUUGGGAAUAUCCUACCAAUGAUGCGCAGGCAGAAGACAUGGUCCUACUUCUACAGGAGACUCGUCGCGCUCUUACCGAAUACUCUAAAAACCAUGCGCCUGACCAGAAAUUACUACUCACCGUUGCUUCACCCGCAGGCCCCAUCAACUACAACAAGAUGAAGCUCAAGGCAAUGGAUCAGUACCUUGACUUCUGGAAUUUGGUCAGUACUUUUGAAUCAUUCAGUCACACUGACUGCUAA
Alternaria incomplexa is the source of this 420-nucleotide messenger RNA. It is a transcript of the gene CTS1, whose product is annotated as Endochitinase 1. Gene Ontology annotation, biological process: carbohydrate metabolic process; chitin catabolic process. The transcript has 2 exons. Gene Ontology annotation, molecular function: chitin binding; chitinase activity. Lineage: Eukaryota; Fungi; Ascomycota; Dothideomycetes; Pleosporales; Pleosporaceae. The record is from RefSeq and is a predicted model, not a curated record. Bases 1 to 420 code for a protein of 139 amino acids. Gene Ontology annotation, cellular component: extracellular region.